Molecule: messenger RNA, 1260 nt
Organism: Solea solea (common sole)
Lineage: Eukaryota; Metazoa; Chordata; Actinopteri; Pleuronectiformes; Soleidae
Gene: timm10b
Product: translocase of inner mitochondrial membrane 10 homolog B (yeast)
Exons: 3
Coding region: 238-999 (253 amino acids)
Cellular component (GO): mitochondrial intermembrane space chaperone complex
Source: RefSeq, a predicted model, not a curated record
UCUUUGUCUCAAACAUGGCGGCACACAUGUGAAAGUCAUGCCAGUUUCAGUCAGCAUAUCUGGAUUAGAUUAGCGCGUGCACGCUGCAUGUAAGUGUCGUCUCACGCGGGGACUUUUUUGUUGCUUUUAUUCUCCACAGAUUUUUGUCAAAAUCAGAAAGAAACGAAGUGAUUUCAGUGAGUGACAAGAGUGUUUUUAUGUUAGCAUUGUAGCUAACUAGCUUCAGACAGACCUGCGAUGGAACCAGACCAGCAGCUCAGAAACCUGCGGGAUUUCCUCAUGGUUUACAACCGGAUGACGGAAAUCUGCUUCCAGCGAUGCACCAACAAUUUCAACUACAGGAACCUCACCAUGGACGAGGAGCGCUGUGUGGACAGCUGUGCAGGGAAGCUGAUCCGCUCGAACCACCGCCUCAUGGCCACCUAUGUGCAGCUCAUGCCUCGGAUGGUGCAGCGCCGGAUGGAGGAGAUGGAGAGCAAGGCGGCGGAGAUGGCCAAGGCAACGGAGGCAGCUGAGGCCGCUGCGUCUGCGUCUAAUCCUCCAGCCGCAGUCUCUCAGAGCCUCAUCGUCUCACCUGAACUCCCUCAGAUACCUGCACUCUUACAGCCUUCACUGACUGACGGAGGAGCAGAGGCACACGGCUCCGUCUUAAGGUCGGCAGGAUUAGAUCUUCCUGCAGAGCUGGAUGCUGCUGCUGCAAAAUCCACAAUAGUCACAGAAGUCAAAUUGUCAGCUGCCACGCCCCUCACGCCUCUCACACCUUUAAGCCAAACAGUGAAUCCUACACUGCUUAAUAAUCAAGUGGACAAUGGACCGUCUUAUACAGCAGGCUUUUCACAGCUGUCCACAUCUGUAGCCCAGUCUGGGAGCUCAGUACCUGAAUUUAUUCCAUCUCUACCAACCUCCUUAUCACAAGACGUCCCUGUGGCUGUCAUCUCUGCACCUGCACAACCAAACCAAGAGAGGGCGCCAGAGGCUCCCCCUGUGUCAAGCCAAUGAUGAUGCUCAGUGAGGGUCUGAGCUGUUCUCCCAACACAAAUAACACCAAUCUGGUGUAUUUCUCAUCAGUGGCAUCAUCACUCACAGCUGAUGAUGUAACACUGGAAAGAAUAAAUGACAAAAUAACAUAACUUAUAACAGGCAGAAGAAAGAAUUCUUCUUUAAAGUCUACACGGCUCAGCCUGAUGAUUAAUCUUCUCAUAAUUGUUUUGUAACGGUAACUAAUAACUGAAUUAAUGUUUUAUUAAAGGAAUAAAGCAA